UCCUCUUCCCCAUCAACAAAUCCUCCAACCCAUGAAGUUCUCAUUUCACUCUGAAAUGUCUCUCUUCCAAAUCCUCCUUCUUUGUUUAACCUUAGGUUUUGCCAGUUCUGUAACCAUCAAAAAUGAAACCUCUGCACAUAGAAACCUGGCAACUAAUCCUCUGUGUCCAUGGGAUAUAGCUUCCAUCCAAAAACUCAUCACUCAAAACCAUCUCCCUUUUAUAAAUCAGGGCAUCUCCACUCAAUGCCAGUACGUGCUUCAAGGAAUUCGUUUCCUCCGAUCCGAUUAUCUUCGAACCCACGGCUCCUUUUCUCUGCCUCCAAAUGUCCUAGAGGCCUGCUGGGACUCGUUCGAAAAUUUAGUCCACCAAUUCAUACCGGGAUUUCAAAUCAGAUCGAGUUGCGGCUACAACACCAACUUCAUUUCUGAAACUUGCAUGAACAUAACAAGUAGAUCCGAUUUCGAAAAGUUCGUUCCAGCCCCCCAGUUGCAGCAAAUCAACUCCUCUUGUGACCAGUCUCUGGCGACCGAUUCGGCUUGUGCUUCUUGUGUGGAUAGCUUGAAUAAUGUCAGCUCGUAUUACUUCAAAGGAUCGGAUGAUGGGAAUGUUUCCGAUUGUAAAGGGUACCCUUUUGUAUACGCUGCUGCUUUUGCUAACAGGUUUGGACCAGUUGACAUAGGUACCGCAAGGUGUUUGUUCUUGCUUGAUUUUAGUUCAGCUAGUCAAAAGUCCAGUAAGAACCCGAAUGCAGUGAUGUGGGGGAUUCUGUCUGGUUGUAUUGAUGGUUUUGUUGGGGCGCUUGUGGUGGUUUGGUGUCUUUGGGUGUGGCACAAGAAAUGGAGGAAGAAGAGGAGAGAUAAGUUGUCACGAGUCGAGGUACUGACAGAUGUGGAGAGUGGUACUAAUUCGUCGUCGUUGAAGUUCAGUUUUGAAGCAAUUCGAAAGGCGACAGAUAGUUUUUCUUUGGAGAAUAUAGUUGGUACGGGUGCAUAUGGCAAUGUUUACAAGGGGGUGUUACCAGAUGGGUCUGAAGUUGCAUUGAAAAGGUUCAAGAACUGUUCUGCUGCAGGAGACCAAGUUUUUGUACAUGAAGUUGAGGUCAUUGCAAGUGUUAGACAUGUGAAUCUUGUCGCCUUACGAGGAUAUUGUACCGCGACGAUGCUUAGAGAAGGGCACCAGAGAAUAAUAGCUUGUGAUUUAAUGAGAAAUGGAAGCCUAUUUCAGCACCUUUUUCAGCCAGGAUUCAAGAAGCUAACUUGGUCAAUUCGACAAAAGAUUGCGCUAGGAAUGGCUCAUGGAUUGGCCUAUUUGCACUAUGGAAUUCAUCCUGCUAUAAUCCAUAGAGACAUCAAAGCAAGCAAUGUGCUUCUAGACGAAGCAUUCGAGGCAAAACUAGCUGAUUUCGGGCUUGCAAAGUUCACACCAGAGGGACAGACACAUAUGAGUACAAGGGUAGCCGGUACACUUGGAUAUGUAGCUCCUGAGUAUGCUUUGUAUGGGCAGUUAUCCGAAAGAAUCGAUGUGUAUAGCUUCGGGGUUGUGCUUCUUGAGCUUUUGAGUGGGAAGAAAGCAGUUGUGGAAAUUCUUGAUGACAACAGGCCUUUAUUGUUGGCAGAUUGGGCAUGGUCACAAGUUAGGGAAGGUGCAGCUUUGGGUAUUAUCGAAGAAGGGAUGCCGGAGUUGGGUGUGCCAGAAGUGAUGGAGAAAUAUGUUUUGGUUGCUGUGCUUUGCUCUCAUCCUAUAGCAUAUGCUCGGCCAACAAUGGAUCACAUUGUGAAAAUACUUGAAAAUGAUGAUACUCCAGUUCCUUCUAUUCAAGACAGGCCUUUCUCUCUAUUAGCACAAAUGGAUGAUACAGAGAGAUCAAGAAGCCAGAACAACAAUUGUAAAUAUUCGAUUAAUUAAUUGGAGCGCGCAACAUGACCAUCUACAUUCAUCCAAUGACAUAGCUACACACGGGCUACGGUGGGCUGUA
Argentina anserina (silverweed cinquefoil) is the source of this 1976-nucleotide messenger RNA. Its product is annotated as probable LRR receptor-like serine/threonine-protein kinase RKF3. Gene Ontology annotation, molecular function: ATP binding; protein kinase activity. Bases 32 to 1906 code for a protein of 624 amino acids. The transcript has a single exon. NCBI's taxonomy places the organism in Eukaryota, Viridiplantae, Streptophyta, Magnoliopsida, Rosales, Rosaceae. Gene Ontology annotation, biological process: protein phosphorylation. The record is from RefSeq and is a predicted model, not a curated record.